AUGCCUAAUAAAAUACAGGCUCUAGGAGACAAGCCGUCGGGGAAGGGGCUAGGAUUCUACACUGGGGAGGAUGGCUACCUGUAUGUGGACAAUCUGCGCAUUGAUGACAUCCGAGCAGAGGUGAAGGACAGCCCGUUCUACCUGUACAGCAAGAACAAGAUCACCGCCAACUACCAGGCCUACGCAGCAGCGCUGGAGGGGUUGGACCACUUUGUGGGCUAUGCUGUCAAGGCCAACAACAACCUGCCCAUCAUGCGCCACCUGCAGUCCCUCGGCUCUGGCGCUGUUCUAGUGUCUGGAAACGAGCUGCAGGCAGCCGAGGCAGCCGGCUUUGACACCACGCGGACAAUCUUCAAUGGCAAUGGCAAGUUGCCGGAGGAGCUGCGACUGGCGAUUCAGAAGGGCGCGCUGAUCAACGUGGACUCCGAGUUUGACUUGGAGAACAUCGCAGCUGCGGCGAGGGCAGUCGACAAAACGGCGCGCGUCCUGAUCAGGAUUAACCCGGACGUUGACCCCCAAGUGCACGCAUAUGUGUCUACUGGGCUCGCCAACUCCAAGUUUGGCAUCCGCAACAGUCACCUCCAGUGGUUCUUGAAGAGGAUAAGUGAGGAGCCGCUGCUGGAGCUGGCGGGCGUGCACAGCCACCUGGGCUCCACAAUCACCAAGGUGGACAUCUUCCGGGACGCGGCGCAGAUCAUGAUCGGCUUCAUCCAGCAGAUCCGCGCCGAGGGCUUCCAGCCCAAGUACCUCAACAUCGGCGGCGGCCUCGGCAUCGACUACCACAGGAGGGGAGAUGCAUUCCCUUCACCGGCAGAUCUGGUGGACACAGUGAGAGACCUGGUGGCAGACCUGGGCCUCACCAUGAUCCUGGAGCCGGGCCGCUCCAUGAUCGGCAACGCGUCGGCGCUCGUCAACACCGUAACGGGCACCAAGACCAACGGCAACAAGAACUUCAUCGUAGUCGACGGAUCCAUGAGCGCGCUCAUCCGGCCCUCCCUCUACGAUGCCUACCAACACAUCGAGCUCACCGCACCCGGGGACGGCACGGAGCAAGUGUUCGACAUUGUGGGACCCGUGUGUGAGUCGGCAGACUUCUUGGGCAAGGAGCGGCCGCUGCGCACGCCGCGCGCCGGGGACGGAUUAGUCGUGCAUGACGCGGGCGCUUACUGCAUGGCCAUGGCUUCCACGUACAACCUGAAGAUGCGGCCUGCAGAGUACUGGGUGGCCGAUGGGCAGCUGAAGCAGAUCAGGAGAGGGGAGACUCUGGAGGACCACCUGAAGCUCUUCGAGGGGCUCUAG
Messenger RNA from Coccomyxa subellipsoidea C-169, 1299 nucleotides. RefSeq names its product diaminopimelate decarboxylase. Bases 1 to 1299 code for a protein of 432 amino acids. The record is from RefSeq and is a predicted model, not a curated record. Gene Ontology annotation, molecular function: diaminopimelate decarboxylase activity. NCBI's taxonomy places the organism in Eukaryota, Viridiplantae, Chlorophyta, Trebouxiophyceae, Coccomyxaceae. Gene Ontology annotation, cellular component: chloroplast. The transcript is spliced from 7 exons.